Molecule: messenger RNA, 1673 nt
Organism: Rubroshorea leprosula
Lineage: Eukaryota; Viridiplantae; Streptophyta; Magnoliopsida; Malvales; Dipterocarpaceae
Source: the annotation of a GenBank genome assembly
CUGAGGAAGAUACGGCUCUGAAAAUGACCAAAACAAAUCCCGCCACCACCACUAAUGUUCCCGCCAUUUGAAAUCCCUAGGUUGUUCCGAGGUUUGCUUCCUUCGUCUCCGGCAAAUCUCGGGUUCUCCGACCAUCCAAACCGCUUUUCGGUUAAAUCGAAGGCAAAUUUAGGGUUUCCCCAAAUCAAACUUAUAAUAAUGGCCGUGUUAGACUGGAAGCACCAAGCGCUUAUCCAAGCGCUGUUGACGCGAGGACCUCUGACGGAGAAGGAGUUCCACUCCAUCUUCACUGGCGUCACCGGCCUCAACCCAGGUAGCCAUCCAGAACGGUUUAAUGACUAUCUUUUAAUGAUAAACAAGGAACUUUCCUUUGUUCAGUUUGACUUACGGGCUUGUAGAGACCAAUACACUGGCCAGGUGUAUUACGGGGUAACUAAUAAUGUUUCAGAUGAACAAUCUAAGCUUGGAACAAAGUAUUCAGCUCCACAGAUUGCCUUCUUUAAGGGCAUUGUUGAAGCAAUAGCACAUGAUCUUGAGGGUCAGGGUAGCAUAUCCAACAUUGAUGCUCUCAAUAUACGACUGGAGAACCAGGUUCUGAGUGGGUCUGGAUCACAAUCUCAAGAUGGUUAUACUCAAGUUCCUGCUGCUUUCAGGAAUUUUACAAUGUCUCAGAAGGAAAAAACUCUUAGUGAACUGGUGCAGGAUAAGUGGCUUUGUCAUGCAGAAGAUGGGAAAAUUGGGAUUGGUGUCAGAUCCAUUCUUGAUCUGCGUAGUUGGUUCCGCAUUGCUGAUGUUCCAUCAUGUGAAGUCUGCAAUGAAACUGGUUUGAAGGUGAAAUUGUGCCCAAAUGAAGGUUGUACCGUUCGAAUUCAUUCAUACUGUCUCAAGACGAAAUUUUCCCAGAGGGGUGAAGUAGAAUGUCCAAGUUGUGGCACUCAGUGGCCAUAUCAAGUACCCAAGAGAGAACCCGUGGAGAAGGAGUAUGAGGCAAGAGCUCCCAGUCAGAGCCAACCAUCUCGAGGAUCCAAGAGAAAGAGAGAGAGAAGUGGCCAAAAUAGUGGUGCAGAUACUGUUGGACAUGGUUCCCAGGUUUCUAUGGCUGAUUCCAGCACAAGAAGAAUAACUCGAAGCUCUGCACAUCUGAGGUAAAUCAUUUGGCUAAGUGGGGACCAUGUUUUAAAAUCUGUAUAUUUUGCUACAUGAGCUUAUGAAAUGUUGCGUGGCUGCCCCAUUCAAACCCUAACCCCUAAAACCUUAAAGUAUUUUGAUUUGUUUUACUUGUGAAUCAAUGGUUAGUGUAAAUGUACUUGCUUGCUACUGCAAGCCUUUUCCACUUCUCUUUCGAUCCUGGCUAUGCAUUUCACAGGCUGACUCAUAUCCAAUCUUUUGGAAGGAAAGGAGUUGAUUAAGGUAGCAUUUGGAUGUUCUGUAGGAAAUGAAUGUUUCUGCAUUGGACUGUGAAGAUGAAUGUCUGUUGCCCAUUUCUGAUUCAUUACAUGAAUAAUCUUGGUCUAUACGAUUUUCUCAUGGGAAACGCAGCUUAGGUUUUACUUGGUAGAUGUGAAGAUGUUUUGAUUCUCUUCUGCUUGUUCUCUGCAUCACCAUCAAUGAGGAUCCCAAGCUUUCUCCAAACCUCGUAUGGUAUCUAUUCAUAAUACAUUCAAUUAAUAUCA